UUGCUUAGUUGAAAGUUAGGUUGGAUUGGUAGUUCAGGGGAGUUUGGUGAAGAGUGUUGUUGCCCUUGAUUGAUAGUUUGGAUGAUGCUGUCUCCUAGUAUUUUGCUAAUCCAUUUGAAUUCUGUUUUGCUGAUAAAGUGAACUAGAGGAUCAGCCAAAAAGGGGUUUUAUGAAUAUGAAACAAAGUAAGGCAGAGAUGGAAAGUCUUGCUGCCAGGCCUAAGCAGGCAAUUCCAGCACCACCACCUCCUCCACCACUACUUCCAAGAUCCUGGGUGGGGAAGAAGGUUGAAGUCAGUGUGACCAACAGAGAGAUUGCCAAGUUCUGGAGGCAGAAGCGUUUUGAGGAAGAAGAUCACCUCUUUGCUGCGAUCAAGGCUGCAGCCCGCUUAAGGGCCCGCAAUUUCACUGAGGAAGAAUACGGGCAUUUUGAAGAGUCACUGAAUGAAGAUGACAAUGACACCAAGGAGAAAAACAGUGUCUCCAUGGAUGACAGUAGAAGGGACAAAAGGAGUAAUGAAAUUCGCGUGGGAAUAAGGGACUGGUGGAAGAAGAGCAAGUAUGCAUACCUAAACCAACCGCCAACUGAGUCCAUGGAUCCUCCCAAAAGACAAGCCACUGCUUAUGUUCCGAAUUGUUUCACAUAUAAACCUGCUCCUCUGUAUCCCACAUCUCUUGGUGUCUUUUAAGAUCACUGAAGCUGUUUUGAUUGAUCCUGUUCACUUGUUGGUGUCUGAAAGUUGAUUGUUAUGUCCCAUUGAGGCAUGUGUUUUUCCAUUAAAUCUACCAGCAAAUAUUUAUUUGAGGGUGUAAAAUAAAAUAGAAAACAAUCCAUUUCAGGUAUCUUGAGUUUGAAGUGUAAUCUGCUAGUUGUUCCACUAUAAGGACUUUAAAACUGCAUAGU
Rubroshorea leprosula is the source of this 903-nucleotide messenger RNA. NCBI's taxonomy places the organism in Eukaryota, Viridiplantae, Streptophyta, Magnoliopsida, Malvales, Dipterocarpaceae. The record is from the annotation of a GenBank genome assembly.